AAUGUGUAACUCGAUCUGCAUGAAGUUACACUCUUACAGAAUUGGCUUUGCUCUAAUAAAAGGUAGAAUUUCGUCGGCGACAUCUGUGCACUCCCAGCAUCAACAUCCCGCCUGAUUAAUGAUGCCCUCUUUCUUUUCUGUCGGCUUAUAACUGGGACAAAGACUUUCUCCAAGUUUGGCCUGCCCCUUUAACAGCAGUGCAGCCCUAGUGGUGAUUAUCGGACUGUCCGAUUCCCUGGAAACUCUGCGGCAUAGCUCUCACUUUAAACCGGGAUCAUGGCGGCUCCGCUCGGGCGGGACACGCUACCUGAACACUGGUCCUACGGAGUGUGUAGGGAUGGCAGGGUCUUUUUCAUCAACGACAAAACUCGUAGCAGUACUUGGCUCCAUCCCCGCACUGGUGAACCUGUCAACUCAGGACACAUGAUACGAUCAGAUUUACCGCGGGGAUGUGAAGAGGGCUUCACCGAGGAAGGCGCCAGCUACUUUAUAAACCACAACCUGAGGACGACGACAUUCAGGCAUCCUGUGACGGGACAUAUAUCCUCAGAAAACACGGACUUCAUUUUACAGGACCAGGCAAAUUUACGCAUGUCCAAGCCACCACCAGAGCCGAGGCCUCCCAGUAUGGUCAGCGAGUGCUCUGUCACCGUCUCCUCAUCCCCUGCGGACACCACCUCAGGAUCCAGGAGUUUGAAACCCAGUGGGAAGGUGCAUUGCUUUGGCAAGCGUGACCAUUCCAUCAAAAGGAACCCUAAUGUCCCAGUGGUGGUAAGAGGAUGGCUCUACAAACAGGACAGCUCAGGCAUGAGACUGUGGAAGAGGAAAUGGUUUGUGUUGUCUGAUUACUGCCUGUUUUACUAUAAAGAUAGUCGAGAGGAGACGGUUCUGGGUAGCAUUCCUCUGCCCAGCUAUGUCAUUUCCCCCGUGGGACCCGAGGACCACAUCAGCCGCAAGUAUGCCUUCAAGGCCUGCCACACGGGAAUGCGCUCCUACAUUUACAAUAAGAAUUCUCUGAUUGGCUCGCAGGCCGAGCACUGUGGCAUGAGGACCUAUUUCUUCAGCGCUGACACACAAGAGGACAUGAAUGGCUGGAUCCGGGCCAUGAACCAGGCUGCGCUGAUGCAGAGCCAUGGCGUGAAGAGAGAAGCCGAAAGAAGCUUCAAAUCUGAGCAGCAAGCAGUCCCUCAGACCAACCAUUUCUGCAGCAGCAUCAAAAGCUCCUCCCAGGCCGAGGCCCUCCAGCAGACAGCACAUGUGGAGGUGGUAGAGCUGAGGCCGGAGCGAGAUGGGGAGGACUGCUACGUUUACAGCAAGGAAUUGAUGGAGGAUCCUGUUAAAAUCUCCUCUGGAGAGUUGGAGAUGGAAGGGAUUUCCCAAUCAGGUGCCCAUUGUCGCCCACCUUCCACAGUGCCCACUCACAGGAACGGGCUGCCCCCCUCGGGCAUACCUCCUGAUCAGAACGGGAACGUGGUGUAUAAGAGGGGUCUCGUCCCCCGUACAGACACAGAGAAAAAGGUGCAAAGGAAAACUGCGCUGGCUCAGGUCGAGCACUGGGUGAAGGUGCAGAAAGGAGACCCCAAAAGCCAUCCCACUGCUGAGUACACCCUACCUAGACGGACACCACCUCUCCAGCCUAAGUCCGUCAUGAUGGAGACGUACCAGUCGUUGCCAAAGAGCACUCGCCACCACUCUGGAGGCAGUUCCCCACCAGUGCCCCGCAACCUGCCUAGUGACUACAAGUACGCCCACGACCGUCUUAGUCACUUUCGUAUGUCCACUGAUGAGCGGAUGGCCACUAAAGAGGGCAUGGUGUGGCAGCUGUACGAAUGGCAGCAGCGCCAACAGUUCCGCCAUGGAAGCCCCACUGCACCAAUCUACACCGGCCCUGACUUCAUGGACACGUCUGCCUUCAGAGUUACUCUGGAAAUGCCACGAUCCAUAUCUGUGCCACCAUCACCAUGUGACAUACCCCCACCUGGCCACCCCUCCAAGUCCUUGUCCCCACGCAGGCCCCACACGCCCGCAGACAGGGUGACGGUGCGCCCACUGGAUGACUUCGCCACCGUGGACACUCCCAGUUUGGGUUCUCCCAGAGGAAUAUGUUCCCAGAUCUCAAAGACCUCACAAAUAGAGAGGAGCUCCAUGCCAACAAUGGGAUACAUCACGCACACAGUCAGUGCACCAAGUCUGCAUGGAAAAACGCCGGAGGAGUUGACCCUGCUGCUCAUCCAGCUCAGGAGACACCGGGCCAAGAUGGCCAGUGUGCGCAGCGACACAUUCACACACCUGCAGAACCAGCACAACGGCCUCUCAGGCCCCAGUUUGCAGGCAGAUGACACUUACAUCCAGCUGAAGAAGGACCUGGAGUAUCUAGACCUGAAGGUAACUGAACGUGACUCACUUAAAGAUCGACCACCUCGGCCUGUUAAAAUAGCUGAAAGUGACAUAGAUGUAAAGCUUAGUAGGUUAUGCGAGCAAGACAAGAUCCUACAAGAGCUGGAGGCCAGGAUACGCACACUCAAAGAAGAUAAGGACAAGCUCGAGUCAGUUCUGGAUGUUUCCCAUCAGCAGAUGGAGCUGUAUCAGGAUCAGCCCGCCCAUGCAGAGAAGAUUGCCUAUCAACAGAAGUUGUUACGGGAGGACGUGGUCCACAUCAGGGCGGACAUCUCACAGGUGUCCACGGAGAUGGAGAACGCUUGGGCGGAGUACAGCCAAUUGGAGAGAGAUGUGGACAGAUUGCGUUCAGCCCUUCAAGACCAGAUGACCCACAGUGCUCUCUCUCAGCAGGAGAAAUCUCAGCUGAGGAAGGAGCUGUGGCGGAUCGAGGACGUGCUUGCAGGCCUGAGCUCCAGCAAAGCCAACUACAAAGUGACCAUUGACUCUGUUCGGAAUCCAGGUGAGAGUGGGCCCCUGCCUGCCAUCACCCCCAUGCACUGGAACACAGACCGAGAGAAGAAACUCGUGCCUUCAGCGUCAUUGUCCGCAGUGCCUUCUCUCUCUGCGAGCCCAUCCAUGGGUGAACUGAAAGCUGCUCAGCCCAGCCCUCAUCUCAGCCUGGUGCAGUCUACCCAGCAGCCCUUGCAGCUCUCACAUACAGCGCACAAGCCAAAAUGGCCUGAAGAAGACGCUCCACCCAGACCCCCUCUCCCUCACCUCUACAGUCCAGACGAACACCCCCCGGCUGUGCCCCCUCUCCCCAAAGAGACCUCCGUCAUCCGCCACACAUCAGUCCGUGGCCUGAAACGACAGUCUGAUGAACGGAAGCGUGAUCGUGAGAUCGGGCAGUACCCUAAUGGAGACCAUACGGUUGAGAUACGAGCGUUCCUGAGUGAGCCUGAACUGCUGACAGUUGGUGGUUUGAGCCGUGAUAGUGGCUACCAAACUCUACCAAACAGAGGUUUGACAGGCUCAUCUUCAAGACUGAACCAGUCAUCAAACAUUUCAUCGUUUGUCACCCUCAGAAGAGGACUCACCACCACAAGCUUGAAGGUAGGAAGCCAACAAAGUCCUGAAAGUGUCUGUUGA
Sinocyclocheilus anshuiensis is the source of this 3528-nucleotide messenger RNA. Its product is annotated as pleckstrin homology domain-containing family A member 7-like. The coding region runs from base 277 to 3528 and encodes 1083 amino acids. The record is from RefSeq and is a predicted model, not a curated record. NCBI's taxonomy places the organism in Eukaryota, Metazoa, Chordata, Actinopteri, Cypriniformes, Cyprinidae. Gene Ontology annotation, molecular function: protein binding. The transcript is spliced from 23 exons.